Sinocyclocheilus anshuiensis is the source of this 506-nucleotide messenger RNA. RefSeq names its product otospiralin (gene otos). The transcript is spliced from 4 exons. Gene Ontology annotation, biological process: sensory perception of sound. The coding region runs from base 33 to 308 and encodes 91 amino acids. Lineage: Eukaryota; Metazoa; Chordata; Actinopteri; Cypriniformes; Cyprinidae. The record is from RefSeq and is a predicted model, not a curated record.
GACAGACCUCAUACAAUCACUGCUGCAAAGGAAUGAUGAAGUGGAGUAUUGUUUUGGGGGUUUUCUUGCUAUGUUUUCUUGCAAAUAAUCUAAGCGGUGCCAGAUUCAUUCCUGAAGGGGUGCCCUAUGAACGGCCCCCGGCUGUGCCCUACUGGUCUUAUUCCACCUCAGAUUUCUGGAACUAUGUGGAAUACUUCCGCAACAUUGGGGCUUACGACCAGAUCAAUGAAAUGGCCAGAACAUUCUUUGCCCAUCAGCAUCUUGGAGACACGCUGGGUUAUGAAGUGGCAGAGCAACAUGGACACUAAAUUGAUGUUAUUAGUUCAUCACUCAUAGUUUAGUUUGUGUCAUUAGAAACUAAUGAUAAUUGACUAAAUAUAACUAAACACCAUUUAUAGCCCUGUAAUAAUGAGUGCUGUGUUAUAUCCUUAAAUGUAUAAAAAGCAUACAGGAAUUAAUGUUUAAUUGUAGUGUGAUUAACAGCUUCAGAGUGCAUGAUUGUGAUG